CGCUUAUUUCCGGAACGCUCUGUUGGCCAUCACUGUCCGCGGAUGUUUCGAUUGCGCCUCCGUACACUUUCCCUCCAUAUCAGUCGCUUGAGCUUUUCUAAACCUAGAUGUCAUCGCGGCAUGUAUGGCCGUUUUCGAACAUCUCUUUACGGAGUUACCGGAACAACGAUCGCCGUUAUUUUGCCAUCGAUUAUUUGGCUUGACACAGAGAACCAGGGGCCAAUCCCCGAGAGGACUACUAACAAAAGCAAGGAAAAUGAUGAGCCAUCAUUUUCGUCGCUUCUUCGGUCAUAUUUUGUUUAUACCCUGUGCUCCAUCACACCGCUGGUCGAUGCCGGUCCACAAAUUAUCUCGACCCUAUUUGCAAUACCUAUCCUCAAGCAGGUUUCUGAACUUGUUAUCCGUGAAUCAUUCUUUAAACAGUUUGUUGGAGGCGAGACACUUGAGGAAACUUCGCCACUCAUCAGAAAUCUCAGGCGGCGAUCGAUCGGUUGCCUAUUAGCGUACAGCGUUGAAUACGAUGAGAGCGUGGAGCCUAUCAUGAACAGCGAGGUCCAAACCGUGACACGCGUAAAUCGGCAUAACAUUGAUGAGAUGGCUCACUCAAUUCGGGUGGCUGGCGACCUCGAAAACCGAUCCGAUGGUUAUCCCGGAGGAAAGACAUGGGUCGCUCUCAAAUUGAGUGCUCUCCUCAGAGACCCACAGUGUAUGGAGCGGUUCUCGAUAUAUCUUAAUUCUUCUCGCAGUCCAAAGACCCUUUCGGUGCCUUACCCACAUACGAACGAACCUGGGGACCUGGCAAUCUUUACCAAUCCUAAAUUUGCUCCCCCGCCAGAUUCCAUUAUGAACCUGGAUGAUGUCAGUGCUAUUAGAUCGCUUUACGAUGAGUUGCGUCGACUUUGCAUAAUUGCGAGGGAAAAAGGCGUCGCGCUCGUCUUUGAUGCUGAGCACACUUGGUAUACUCCUGCUAUCGACACUUUCACUCUGGCUCUAAGCCGUGAAUUCAAUCACGCACAGGAGCCAAAACCAGGAGCAUUCGCUCCUCAACCCCUCAUCUAUGCAACCUAUCAGUCUUACUUACGUCGUGGGACGCGACAUCUCGCAGCUCAUCUGGAGGAUGCCAAACAGAAGGGCUACGUUCUCGGUGUCAAGCUCGUCAGAGGCGCAUAUCAGUCCUUGGAACAUGAUGUUUAUCAACUAGGGAAGAGAGGUGAGGAGAGGAUCAUUCAAGAGAGAGGGAAAGGGAAUGGUGCUAGAGGGGCUACCCUUGCUCAUGCGCAGGCGGUCGGUGGAAACGAAGCCCCUGUCUGGACCAGGAAGGAGGAUACCGACAAGACAUAUAAUGAGUGCAUUGAAUUGCUUCUUUCCAGUCUGGCUUCCGACCGCCUCAGGAAUGGUACUCCACUGGUUGGUGUGAUUUUCGCCACCCACAACCGUCAGAGUUGCGAUCUAGUUCUCAAUAGUUUACUCGCGUACAAACUUGCUACCCGAGAUAUGGAUGAAUCAACAGGGCCCAUUCUGCGCGUGCCAAAAAUGGUUUCGGAUCGUAUAACUUUUGGCCAAUUGCUAGGCAUGCGUGACGACCUCACAAACUACAUAGCUGCGAACGUCAUAGCCUCAAGUCCGAUGGUUUUGAAAUACGUACCAUAUGGCCCUUUGGAAAAUGUAAUCCCCUAUCUUUCCCGGAGAAUUGUCGAGAACAAGUCUGUGUUGGGGGCCUCUGGUGAAGCUGGAGCAAGUGGAGAAAGCCGUCGAGCCGCCCUAGCAUUGAAGCAAAAGCUCAUGGAAAUACUUAGACUAUGACCACGACCUGUGUAAAUUGGAGUGGCAGUCCCACGUAUCGACAUUCACUGUCGUUGGCUGAAGAAGUUGUGGCUUGUCUAUCUGAUGUUGGAGUGAUGUGCCAUGAUACAUCACCAUAUGUUUACCCGACUUCUAAUUAGCCUAGAUAUGAAGCCUCACGGAGGCGAGUUCAAUGACUGAUUUGUCCAU
Messenger RNA from Cantharellus anzutake, 1992 nucleotides. RefSeq names its product FAD-linked oxidoreductase-like protein. Lineage: Eukaryota; Fungi; Basidiomycota; Agaricomycetes; Cantharellales; Hydnaceae. Gene Ontology annotation, molecular function: proline dehydrogenase activity; FAD binding. The transcript has 10 exons. Bases 43 to 1803 code for a protein of 586 amino acids. The record is from RefSeq and is a predicted model, not a curated record. Gene Ontology annotation, cellular component: mitochondrion.